AGUCGCACAAUCCCCGUGAAAAGCAUUCUGGGAUAGAGUAUGUAAACAUCAGCCUCAAACCUGUCAGAGGAGAUACCAAUGUAUUUUAUACAUAAUGCAAUUUUGAGCAGGCUUCUUUUUGUAUGACUUUGCCUUUUAAUACAAUCGGGGGUCCCUCGACUUCGUGAUUUAUCGGGAUGUGACUCUGCUUUCAACAAGCGACAGUACUUCUGUGCAAGUGUCAGAAUGCUAGCAGCUAGUUAGCUCGCUGCUGGCUCACAUUCAUGCGCUCAUCAUAGUUGUAUAACAUUUCACUGGAUUCGACCGUUCUUCUUUGUUACCGGCAGCCCAGACUCCUUGUCCUACUGUGAAGGAUGGGUGUGAAAACCUUCACUCACAACUCCCCCAGCCACAGCCAGGAACUUUUGGAUAAGCUGAACACCCUGCGCAGUGAGGGCCACUUCUGUGACGUUACCAUUCGUGUACAGGGCCAGCUGUUCUCAGCCCACAAAGUAGUACUAGCCUGCUGUAGUGACUUCCUUCGAGCGAAGCUGUCUGGGAAGCGGACUGAAGAAGACACUGUGAUUGUAGGUGAAGACAACAAACAUGUGCUGGAUCUUCAACACGUGACUGUCGCCGGUUUCGCCCCUCUUCUGGAAUACGCCUACACGUCCACCCUGUCCAUUAGUACGGAGAAUAUCAUCGAUGUACUCGCGGCGGCUAGCUACAUGCAGAUGUUUGCGGUAGCCAACACUUGCUCUGAGUUCAUGAAGUCCAGUAUCCUGUGGAACUCUGCAUCCUCGGGAGCAGGAGGCCCUGGUGGUGCCCUGCCCCCGGGUUUGCACAGGCCCCAAGAGCCACCUGAAGGCCAUGCGAGCUGCACCCUCGCCCCUGUAGAUGCCCUCUCACCGUCUCCGGUCUCAUCCGAGUGCAGUGUACCGGAGCGGCCCAUCCCUUUGUGCCGCGAAUCUAGGCGCAAGCGCAAAGGCUUUGCGAGCCCGCAACCAGCAUCCUCUACCUCUCCGCAAGUCCCCAACCCCUCUCCCUCUUCUUCCUCCUUCCCUGAGAGUUCAGCGCAGGCUCUGGAACCUUCUCUGGCCUUCUCCUGGACAUACCCCUUUGGUGUGGACCGGCGGUUUACUCCAGAGAAGUCAAAAUUACCCGAAGGUCUCCUGGAAGCAUCCGGAGCGUCGGGGCAGGACUCUAGUGGACGGGCACUGGUGGAGUACCUCGCCUGCGAGGGUCCGCGCAGCCUGGGGGUUGGGGGUGCGGCAGGGGUAGAGGAGGAGGAAGAAGAUGAUGUCCAGGUGAAGGUGGAAAGGCUGAGUGAUGAAGAAGUGCAUGAAGAGGCUUCUCAGGCGGUCAGUGCCCCACACAGUUCUCUGAGUGACCAGCAGACGGUUCCUGGCAAUGAACACACCCAAGAAGAUCUACUCAUCAGCCCCCAGUCCUCAUCCAUUGGCUCCAUGGAUGAGGGGGUGACGGAGGGUCUCCAGUCAAUGCAGGGCACUCCAAACACUACUGGUCACAUGGAGGAGGAUGAGAGGUUGGAGAAUGUCCAGUACCCAUACCACCUGUACAUCAGUCCUUCCACCCGCCCAGGACUCAACGGUCCUGAACGGCCCUUCCAGUGUCCUACAUGUGGCGUCCGCUUUACUCGAAUACAGAAUCUCAAACAGCACAUGCUCAUCCACUCUGGUAUUAAGCCAUUCCAGUGUGACCGCUGUGGAAAAAAGUUUACGCGGGCUUACUCCCUGAAGAUGCACCGGCUGAAGCACGAAGGUAAACGCUGUUUCCGGUGCCAGAUCUGUAGCGCCACUUUCACUUCCUUCGGUGAAUAUAAGCACCACAUGAGGGUGUCUCGCCACAUCAUCCGCAAGCCUCGGAUUUACGAGUGCAAAACGUGCGGCGCCAUGUUUACCAACUCCGGCAAUUUAAUCGUACACCUGAGGAGUCUCAACCAUGAGGCGUCAGAACUAGCAAACUACUUCCAGACCAGUGAGUUCCUCCUCCCAGACUACCUGAGUCACAUGCAAGAGGAAGAGGGUCUGGGACACUUUGAGAUGAGUGAGCACACCUUUGAAGCUUCUUCCUCCUCUUCCUCAGUCCAAACACCAGUUAUCUCUCAAGUUUCCUCUACCAUGAACUAUGACAGCCACACUUCUGCACCUCCUUCCCAAACCCCAAACCCCAGAUCAGGGCAGGAAGGGGAGGGCACACCAGGCGACCAUCCCAAGUCCUCCGCUGCCGUUACCUCUCUAGAAGACCCAGAGGAAGAUGAGGGAGAGAAAGAGAAAGGGGGGAGAAAGAAGAAAAGACUUGUGUCAAUUACAAUUGAGUGAAAACGUUCCAUGUAAGCAUGUAUAAUAACAGUCCUGUUGCACACGUCUCGUUACAGCUUACAAAUCUGAUGUGUUCCAUUAUCAAAAAGUAUAAUGCCUUUUGAUAUUUGUUCAUUCUGAUUUGUUGGGGUUACUUUAAAAUUCAAGUCAAGUCACCUUUAUUUAUAUAGCGCUUCAUUCGAUAGAUCGUUUCAAAUCAGCUUUACAGUGAUGACAGGAUAUUUUCUGAAAGAACAUCACAAUUCUAAAUUAAAAAAACCAAACAAACUUGAAAUAAAAAAUUUACUUAUUUAUUAGUAACCCAUUAUCUGUAAUUAUUAAUCGCUAAUGAAUUUGUUCCAUUGAACAUAUUAUUUUUUUAUUACAAUUUUUUAACCACUUAGAAUUUUAUCGUACAAAUGUGAUGGUUUUUUUUGCAUAACGUUGAACUAUGACUGAUCUGUUUUUAUUAUUUUUCUUCAUUUUCUCCUAUUUCAUGUCUGCGCCUUAACAUAGCAAACUGCCCCUUCUGACUGUAAACAAACCUGUUAUAAACUGGGAAGCUUCGACCCCCUGAGGACCGUUCCUAAAAAAUGUGAAAGACAGUCUUUGUUACUACUUCCAUGUGUGUUCAGAGCGGAAACAAAACACUGAACCUGACUGGCACAAAACAACCAUGAGACCUUAUUAAUGGGCUGUUGUGCGUGGAUGGUGACUAAUCUAAUGAGUGUAUAUGUGAAGAGUAGCCCUGUUUUCCUAGCCCUCUUUUCUGCUGUGUGUAAUGCUGCUAAAUUUUGUAAACUGUGCCUCUUGCUCAGCUCUCCGAACCACUCGUCAAUUCGAUCUGAAGAGCUGUACGUGAAUUCUUUUAGUUUAACAUUGUUCUUUUGUUUGUGACAGAUGGAUGAAAAGGGUCACGUUUUAAUAGAGUGGAAGGUGAUAUUUCCAUAGCCUUUCCCAUUUUAUUGCUGUUGGAAUUAUUCUAUGGAAUUUUUCUCCAUAACUUGAUGCCAUAGUUGUAUGUGCCUAACAGUCUCCAAAACAAAGUUUAUGAACAUCUUGUGACUAUGGCAUGAGCCUUGAUUGAAGAUAUGUAGCAUUUAUUUUGUUUGGUGAUUGUAAUGAUCGUGUAUCUUGCGUAUAAACCCGCUUCCUCCAUGUGAUAUUGCACCUGGCAAUCAGUCUCGAAGCUGCUCCAUUCCAACAUGAUUUUGUAGGGAACAAACAUUUUUAAUAGGCUUUGUGCAAUAUUGUUUCGGAUGAUUCGCGUAUUACAAAAUGAAAUGAUGUGAAUAAAAACAUUUUAUACUGCAGUGGACAAUGAGCUGAACGAGCGAAGAUAACGAACUACAGGAGGGGCUUAGUCGAGGGAAUAAGCUAAAGCAUGUACCCUUCGAUAAACAGUUCAGAUGAAAUACAAGGAGCGAAAGAAAUCAUAUUAUGUUACAUAUUAUUACAUAUUAUGCAAUAUGCUCCGAUGUCAUUUCCCUCGAGAUGGUCUAGCGCUUAUCUCACUCUCUCCACCGCGGGCUGUUGCUCAAACUCAAUUACUUCAUAGUCUGAGAGUUUGUAGUGACGCAUUUAUCCAUAAGACAAUAUCGGCUGUCUGUCCCAGAUUGCUCUUUGUGCUACUUGCAUGUUUUCCGUGCAAACAGAAGUAUGGGGGGGUGAAUAUAGCAUGGGUCGAUUCGUUUGUUGGAUGUCGUUUCAGAUAUGUGCAACUACAAUUUUGUAUACAAUAUUCAAUCUUUGGUGUUCAAUUGUUUGAGCAGAAAGAAAACGUGGUAUUUCAGUAGUCAUAAUGCUUUUUUUCCUAAAUCUGCAUCGAUGACGGUUACCUUGUAAAGUGUCAAUUUGUACAUUUGUAAUAUCAAUGUAAGUGUGAGUUAUUUGAUUGAGUCUUGUAGUGUUCGCUUUUGUGAUCAUGUCUUAAUAAUAGUAUAUACUCUAUAUGCUUUUUUUAAAGCCUAUCGUUUUAGUGGUAUCUUGUGCCUUUGGAUAUUGGAUCUGUAUUGUAUUUUAAUUGGCAUAAACAUUAAUUGAUAUGAAUUCAUAAUGUUUUGUAGACAGAAUGCUGGUAGACUUCAAAUGUAGCUUGAAACUAAAAAUAUUUUUGAAGUGCUAUUCGACACGGUUUUAACUGUACGCUUUGUGUUUAUUUUCAUAAAGAAAAAUGUAUUAGUCAUUUUGUAUUCUUUCAGUGGUUCUUAUCAUCCGUUUCUGUGCCAAUUCAGAUUUAUUGAAUGAUGUUUUGUAAAAACAUUAUGUACAUUAAGAUUUACAGUAAAUGGUUACAGCCUGAGA
Molecule: messenger RNA, 4604 nt
Organism: Pimephales promelas (fathead minnow)
Lineage: Eukaryota; Metazoa; Chordata; Actinopteri; Cypriniformes; Leuciscidae
Gene: zbtb44
Product: zinc finger and BTB domain containing 44
Biological process (GO): regulation of transcription by RNA polymerase II
Molecular function (GO): DNA-binding transcription factor activity, RNA polymerase II-specific; RNA polymerase II cis-regulatory region sequence-specific DNA binding; protein binding
Source: RefSeq, a predicted model, not a curated record